ACCAGGGUUGUUCUCUUGAUAAGUGUGUGAAGUGUGUGACCAUUCUUCUGUCCUCCUAAGCAUUCAAAAUGUAAUGAGUACUCUUUGGCGUCAGGUAAAAUGUAGUAAAAAGUACUUUUUAUUUGGGAAUAAAGUGAAAGUUGUCAAAUAUAAAUAGUGAAGUACAGAUACCACUUAAGUAGUAUUUUUACUUAAGUACUUUACACCACUGAUUAUGUGCCAGCAGGGUUGGAGCUGUGAUUGGUUCUGAGAUGGGUGCUGGGCUAGUUGAGUGGACAUGCUGGGACAAGAUGGGUGCCGGCCGGGCUGCCUGUUGAUUGGACAUGCUGUGUCUGCCCUGUUCUUACACCAUUCUCUGUCUGUUUCAGUCGUUCCAGAUCUCCAAGCCAGAAAAAGAGCCCCACCCCAGGGGAAGAUUGAUUUGAAGACUAAACUCGUCCCCAUCCCCCUCCGACCAACUGGCUUUAGCCUUGCAGCUAUUUGUUUUGUCUUUGUUCCCUGCAUUGAUUAGAAUCUACCCCUACCUUUCUGAUGCUGUAUAAUUACACUCUACAGGAUUAGUUUCAUAUCUAACCAUGCAUCCCUUACAUGAUGUCACAUUCCUAAAAUGGCUCUUGUGUGUGUCAAAACAGUUCAAAUAGCUAAUUUCAGAAGUGGGAUUUGUGAACCACAACUUUGUAUUUGUUAUUAUUUCUUAUCUACUAUAUUCAGCGUGGCAUUGCGUUAAAGAGCUGUAAGAUACUUUAAAUGUUGCUUUCCCUUUUUUAUGACACUGGCAGAUUUUGGAAUAAAUCGACACAUUAAUUCAGUAUUAUUCUUUUGAACAUUGGGAACAUCUACAGAAUGUGUCUUACAUGGAGACGUUUUAUAGUGAAAAAGGAAAUGACAUGGUAUGUUUGCCAUGAGAAAUGGUUUGCAGUCAAUAAGUUUUCGUUUUCAAACUUACACCCCACCUAAUGCGUCGUACAUAAAAACAGCCCUUAGCUGUGGCAUAUUUGUAAUCUUGGCUCUUUUCAACCUUGCUGAUUAAAGUCCAUUCUCAAAAAGCUGUAACCACCUAGAUCAUUCGCCUGGAUUGAAAAUGUAUUUAUUGUAGAAAUAAAGAUGAUCUUCACUUUAUUUUUUACAGAUAACAGAUCAAUACAGUAGUAGUGGUUUGAGCUCUGACUAUAAGAUAAAUUGGUGAUGGCGUUAUUGACGUGCCUUUUAGGCCAAUUGGAAACCGCAGCGGACUCUUCAAGGCGGGCCCAUGUGUGUGUCUCAAUACUUUCCCGUCCAUUUCAUACGGUCGCUGCUACCAACCUUAUUAACUGGGACAACAUGGCUAUGGCAGGCCGUUAUUACGAAGGCGGCAGGGCAACGAAAAGACUAAAAACCAACGACGGAAUGACAACGGAGGGCUAUGAUGACCCACAUAAGACGCUUCCCUCUCCAGUUGUGCAUGUGCGGGGCUUGGUGGACGGCAUUACGGAGGCUGACCUUGUGGAGGCUCUGCAGGAGUUUGGAGCUAUUAGCUAUGUGGUGGUUAUGCCCAAGAAGCGUCAAGCCCUGGUUGAGUACGAGGAUCUGAAUGGGUCGUGUACUGCUGUGACGUAUGCCAAUGACAACCAGAUCUACAUUUCCGGGCACCCAGCCUUUGUCAACUACUCCACCAGCCAGAAGAUCUCCCGGCCAGGCGACCCGGAUGAUUCUAGAAGUGUCAACAAUGUGCUACUUCUCACCAUCAUGAACCCAAUCUACCCCGUUACCACGGAUGUGCUCUACACGGUCUGCAAUAACUGCGGCCCUGUCCACAGGAUUGUCAUCUUCCGGAAGAAUGGUGUUCAGGCCAUGGUGGAGUUUGAUUCGGUGCAGAGUGCACAGAGGGCGAAGGCCUCCCUCAACGGGGCAGACAUCUACUCUGGCUGCUGCACCCUGAAGAUCGAAUAUGCCAAGCCAACUCGUCUCAAUGUGUUCAAGAAUGACCAGGACACUUGGGACUACACCAACCCCAACCUGGGUGGUCAAGAUGCAGAAGCUGAUGGCAAUGGGAGCAAUGCUGGAGAAGAUGGGAGUGCCAACCCCAACAAGCGUGUGAGAGCGCCGGCUCUGCUGGGAGACCACCCUCCAGAGUACGCUGGUGGUUACCAUGGAUAUGACGAAAGCGGUUAUGGUCCCCCGCCCCCCCCACACUACAGCGAGGGCCGUCGCAUGGGUCCUCCCAUGAGGGGACGAGGGGGGGCACACAGCUACGGUGGGGGACCUGGCUACGGCCCUCCCCCUCCACCCCCCGGCGAGUACAGUGCCCACGCAGACUCCCCUGUAGUCAUGGUCUACGGUCUGGAGCCUGCCAAGAUGAAUGCAGAUAAGGUGUUCAACGUUUUCUGUCUCUACGGCAAUGUGGAGCGGGUGAAGUUUAUGAAGAGUAAGCCAGGAGCAGCCAUGGUGGAGAUGGGAGACUGUUACGCUGUGGAUCGGGCCAUCACUCACCUCAACAACAACUUCCUGUUUGGACAGAAGCUCAACGUCUGUGUGUCUAAGCAGCAGGCCAUCAUGCCCGGACAGUCUUACGAGCUGGAGGACGGCAGCACCAGCUUUAAGGACUUCCACGGCUCCCGCAACAACCGCUUCACCUCCCCAGAACAGGCUGCCAAGAACCGCAUUCAGCACCCCAGCAGCGUCCUGCACUUCUUCAACGCCCAGCCAGACUCGUCCGUAGAGAUUUUCACUCAGAUCUGUGAAGAGGUUUGUGUCAAAGCCCCUGCAAACAUCAAACUUUUCACGGGAAAGAGUGCAGGUCCAGGUGAGCGCAGCUCUUCAGGGCUGUUGGAGUGGGAGUCGAUCAACGACGCCAUGGAAGCCUUGUCCAUGAUAAACCACUACCAGAUGAAGAACGCAACUGGCCCGUACCCAUACACCCUCAAGCUGUGCUUUUCUACAGCUCAGCAUGCAACCUAAACAGCCACCACAAUCAUGGACAAUGUUCCACAUCAAACCAUCGUCCCUACAGUCUUCACCCCUAUUUUGACCAUGUCUGUUUUAGGCAGUUAAUGAGUUUGUCCGCAGUCAUAUCGGUUUGUCCUUAUUUGAUAUUGAGCUCAUAAAAUCGAGUUGUGUGAACUGGUAAAGUAGAUUGUUUUUAUUCCUGAUGGAUGAAAUAAGGAAAGGCUUUUGUAUAAGUAUUGUUUUGCAUCUUUUAUUACUCCGUGUGUUUUUUGUUUUAUCUCUUCCUGCUCAGUACCAUGCCUCUACAAGUCUGUAUUUGGAGGAAGGAGUGUUUUAUUUGGUUGGAAAACAUCAAUUUCAAGUAAUGUAUCUUUUGAGAGCCCUCAAUAAAGGAACUUUAUUCCAGAUUGCCAGUUAA
Molecule: messenger RNA, 3343 nt
Organism: Oncorhynchus mykiss (rainbow trout)
Lineage: Eukaryota; Metazoa; Chordata; Actinopteri; Salmoniformes; Salmonidae
Product: heterogeneous nuclear ribonucleoprotein L
Biological process (GO): mRNA processing
Cellular component (GO): nucleus
Molecular function (GO): RNA binding
Source: RefSeq, a predicted model, not a curated record